AUGGCUCCGGCCGCCGCCUUCUUGUCGGCGUGCGCUGCUGGUUCCCUUCUCCGUGCACCCUCCCUGACCCCUGGGCGUCUUCUUCUCCCCGCUCCACUCUCCCCCGCGCGCGGGGACCGCUGCCGCGGCUGCAGCCUCGUUGGCGUAGGCGCCAGCACGAACACCCGCCGCGCGCCAACCCUUCGACGGAACGCCUCCGCGGAGACGGUGGUUCCCUACGUGCCGGGCUCCGGCAAGUACAUAGCGCCAGACUACCUCGUGAGGAAGGUGUCGGCCGAGGAGGUGCAGGAGCUGGUGAGGGGGCACAGGAAGGUGCCGCUCAUCGUUGACUUCUACGCGACCUGGUGCGGGCCCUGUGUUCAGAUGGCGCAGGACAUCGAGAUGCUUGCAGUUGAGUAUGAGGACAAUGCUCUGUUUGUGAAGGUGGACACAGAUGAUGAAUAUGAGUUUGCAAAAGACAUGCAGGUAAGAGGGCUUCCAACGCUUUAUUUCUUCAGUCCAGACCAAAACAAAGACGCCAUACGCACUGAGGGGCUAAUUCCUAUGGAUAUGAUCAGAAACAUCAUUGAUAAUGAGUUAUGA
This is a messenger RNA of Miscanthus lutarioriparius, 582 nucleotides long. NCBI's taxonomy places the organism in Eukaryota, Viridiplantae, Streptophyta, Magnoliopsida, Poales, Poaceae. The record is from the annotation of a GenBank genome assembly.